GGGAAAUGAAAGAAAGCAAGCCUUUUUGGUGGCACUCCACGCAGCCUCCUGAAGCACAGCUCGCCCAGCCCAGCCGUGGGCAAGGACCCAGACGCCCUGGUGCUGAGUUGAGAGGCUGGAGUCCGGAAGAACUAAAGAAGGGAUGAGCAAAGCCAAGGUAUUUCCAUGGAAAUGUCAGAGAGCUCAGAGGGACUCAUGGAAUGUCUUCAGGUUGUGGGUCUGGACAGUGCUCUGUUGUGAUUUCCUUGCACGUCACGGGACCGACUGCUGGACUUACCACUAUUCUGAAACACCCAUGAACUGGGCAAAGGCUAGAAAGUUCUGCCAAGAGAAUUACACAGAUUUAGUUGCCAUCCAGAACAAGGGGGAGAUUGAAUACCUGGAGCAGACGCUUCCCUUCAGCCGCUAUUACUACUGGAUAGGAAUCCGGAAGGUAGGGGGAACAUGGACUUGGGUGGGAACCAACAAGUCUCUUACCAAAGAAGCGGAGAACUGGGGACGGGGAGAGCCGAACAACAAGAAGUCCAAAGAAGACUGUGUGGAGAUUUACAUCAAGAGGGCCAAAGACGCGGGAAAAUGGAAUGAUGAUUCCUGCCACAAGCAGAAGAGAGCCCUCUGUUACACAGCUUCUUGUCAGCCCUCAUCAUGCAGCAACCAUGGAGAAUGUGUGGAAACCAUCAAUAAUUAUACCUGCAACUGUGAUGUUGGGUACUACGGGCCCCAGUGUCAAUUUGUGGUUCAGUGUGAGCCUCUGGAGGCCCCUGAUCUGGGUACCAUGGACUGUAGUCACCCCGUGGGAACCUUCAGCUUCAGCUCUCAGUGUACCUUCAACUGCUCUAAGGGCACAGACCUCAUUGGGGUUGAGGAAACCACUUGUGGACCUUUUGGAAACUGGUCAUCUCUAGAACCAACCUGUCAAACGACUUCCUGUAAGCCUCUAAUGGCACCCGAUCUGGGAACCAUGGACUGUAGUCACCCCCUGGCCAACUUCAGCUUUACGUCCACAUGUACCUUCAACUGCUUGGAAGGAACUGAGUUAAUCGGGGAGAGAAAAAUUAUUUGUGGACCAUCGGGAAUCUGGUCAAGCCCUAGUCCAAUAUGCCAAAAAGUGGACCAGAGUUUCUCAAUGAUCAAAGAGGGUAACUAUAACCCUCUCUUCAUUCCGGUGGCAGUCAUGGUUACUGCUUUUUCUGGGUUGGCAUUUAUCAUUUGGCUGGCAAGAAGAUUAAAGAAAGGUUCAGUAAGCUGAAAAAGGAGGACAGGUAAAAAGUCUCGGGAAAGCGUGGACGAUCCGUAUUAAAGCACCCUCUGUAAAUGAAAAUUCUCGGGAUCCUAACGCGUCACCGGAUCCCCCAAAUCCCUCCCUGAAAAGUUAUCGCGCGGUGGUGUCUCCUGCCCUGAAGAUGAAUGUGUCGCCCUCAGUGCACCUGGAAAGAUCUCUGAGGAACCGGCAGCAGUUUCUGCUCCCUUUGCGCCCCUCCCCCACCCCCUUGUGGUUUAUAUAGCGCACUCUGUUACUCUGUUUUUCGUGGAGAAACGAGAUCACGGGGGGGGGGGGGGGAGAAGAUUGCUGGGGAAUAAAAAGAUGCCCUAUUGUGCUCUCUGUCUUGCACCUACAGGCUCGGUUUUGAUGCAAAUCACAUUUUAUCUCCAGUCUCCUGUAGGGGUCCAUCCUUAGACAUAAGUUCAUCAAAUUGAUGUUGUCCUCGCUUUCCAACGGCAGCAAAGUAGUGGGGUUCUGCCCCGAACAGAAAAGGUCCUGCCAUGUGCACGGUAGCCUCACCUCCUCUGUAAAUGGAGGCCAUCCUCUUUAACUGCCUCCGGCCUCCCCCACCUUCUUCGGCCAUCCCCUCUUCCCAGUUGGCUGGUUUCCACACAUAGCAUCUCAUGGGCACCAAACGAAAAGAGAGAAGAGAGAGACAGCGAGACUGCACUGGUUUUUUGGGUUUUUUGGCUUUUGGUUUUACUCGUUUUACUAGAUCCACCGAAACAUCUUGUACUCGGUGCCUUUUAAAAAAUGACCACUAUAUUUUUAUUAAAGAAACAUCCCCAGAAACAUCACCAGAAAGACUAGUCUUUCAUACUAGUCUUGUCACAGCUAGUCCAAACCUGUGGCCUCCUGCUGCAAGAUUAGUCUAGGUUUUGUGCUUAAAUAGUCUUUUUUUUUUUUUU
This is a messenger RNA of Felis catus (domestic cat), 2172 nucleotides long. RefSeq names its product selectin L (gene SELL). The coding region runs from base 143 to 1249 and encodes 368 amino acids. NCBI's taxonomy places the organism in Eukaryota, Metazoa, Chordata, Mammalia, Carnivora, Felidae. Gene Ontology annotation, molecular function: sialic acid binding; oligosaccharide binding; calcium ion binding. The record is from RefSeq and is a predicted model, not a curated record. Gene Ontology annotation, cellular component: membrane; external side of plasma membrane. Gene Ontology annotation, biological process: leukocyte tethering or rolling; response to cytokine; heterophilic cell-cell adhesion. The transcript is spliced from 10 exons.